AUGUUUUAUCCUGGUAUGCUUCGAGAAAGACCUAAAGAUUUACUUUCAGAUAAAUGGAAGAUUAUUUUAAGAGUAUCAGGGUUUCUUGCUUCUUGUUAUUUAAUAUGCUAUCACGGAGAUUUAUUUGACAUACCUGAACAUAAUAAAUUAUCUUAA
Plasmodium relictum is the source of this 156-nucleotide messenger RNA. RefSeq names its product conserved Plasmodium protein, unknown function. NCBI's taxonomy places the organism in Eukaryota, Apicomplexa, Aconoidasida, Haemosporida, Plasmodiidae. The transcript has a single exon. The record is from RefSeq and is a predicted model, not a curated record. The coding region runs from base 1 to 156 and encodes 51 amino acids.